AUGGACCGACUGCUUUCGGGGCUGAAGCCGCGCCCGGAGCUGAAGCCUCCCGACUGCAUCGCGCGCUACGUCGUCGUCAAGCACUCAUGGCGCGGCAGAUACAAGCGCAUCUUGUGCAUCACGCCCAGCGCGCUGCACACGCAGAAUCCGGAGGGGCGGUUGGUCGUCACGAACAGCUACGUCUUCGCAGGG
This is a messenger RNA of Monoraphidium neglectum, 192 nucleotides long. RefSeq lists its product as hypothetical. Gene Ontology annotation, cellular component: endosome membrane. The annotation marks the transcript as partial. Lineage: Eukaryota; Viridiplantae; Chlorophyta; Chlorophyceae; Sphaeropleales; Selenastraceae. The transcript has a single exon. Gene Ontology annotation, biological process: receptor-mediated endocytosis; endosome organization; regulation of early endosome to late endosome transport. The record is from RefSeq and is a predicted model, not a curated record.